Molecule: messenger RNA, 2475 nt
Organism: Macaca mulatta (Rhesus monkey)
Lineage: Eukaryota; Metazoa; Chordata; Mammalia; Primates; Cercopithecidae
Source: RefSeq, a predicted model, not a curated record
CUGGGUACACAUUUCAUAGUUUGCCCUAUGAAGCCUUUGUUCCUAUCAGGGAUUCUGAGAGUGUCACUUGUUAAGGUCUAAGCAGGUAAUUUAGGAAGAUUCUUUGCUCCAGUGGCGGACGCACACCAUCAGUGAAUGGUAUUCAAUGCAAGUGGGCCCUGCCCACCCUAAACGUCCUGCACGCAGGCUGGGGCGGCCAGAGCCUUUGUCGCAGACCACAUUCCAUGUUACGUGGCAGUUCCCUAUUUUGAAUAAGGGGAUUGAUUGUCUUUGUCAAAUAAUAAUCUGUUUUCUGGAGACAGCCCUUGUUUCUGAAACCUAAUGCAUGAAAAAUACCGAAAUGACGAAAGGCUGAGCUAUUGUAUGACACUUUUUUUUUGUUGUUGUUGUUUGUUUUCUUUAGCUCCCAUUUAAAUUUGCAGAGGACUUGAUGACUGCACUGUCUGCUUAAUCUCCCUUUUCGCUAUACUUUCCUUCCUUUAUCUGACCACUGGAGCCUUUGGUGAUGGGAAGGAAGAGGCUGGUCCAGGCCCCUAGAGGAAAGCAGGUCAUUGGAUUGCCCGCCCUCAGCACGAUGGAUCUGCAUGUCUUCGACUACUCGGAGCCAGGGAACUUCUCGGACAUCAGCUGGCCAUGCAACAGCAGCGACUGCAUCGUGGUGGACACGGUGAUGUGCCCCAACAUGCCCAACAAAAGUGUCCUGCUCUACACACUCGCCUUCAUUUACAUUUUCAUCUUCGUCAUCGGCAUGAUUGCCAACUCCGUGGUGGUCUGGGUGAACAUCCAGGCCAAGACCACAGGCUACGACACGCACUGCUACAUCCUGAACCUGGCCAUCGCCGACCUGUGGGUUGUCCUUACCAUCCCAGUCUGGGUGGUCAGCCUCGUGCAGCACAACCAGUGGCCCAUGGGGGAGCUCACGUGCAAGGUCACACACCUCAUCUUCUCCAUCAACCUCUUCGGCAGCAUCUUCUUCCUCACGUGCAUGAGCGUGGACCGCUACCUCUCCAUCACCUACUUCACCAACACCUCCAGCAGCAGGAAGAAGAUGGUACGCCGUGUCGUCUGCGUCCUGGUGUGGCUGCUGGCCUUCUGCGUGUCUCUGCCAGACACCUACUACCUGAAGACCGUCACGUCUGCGUCCAACAAUGAAACCUACUGCCGGUCCUUCUACCCUGAGCACAGCAUCAAGGAGUGGCUGAUCGGCAUGGAGCUGGUCUCUGUGGUCUUGGGCUUCGCCGUUCCCUUUUCCGUCAUCGCUGUCUUCUACUUCCUGCUGGCCAGAGCCAUCUCGGCGUCAGGUGACCAGGAGAAGCACAGCAGCCGGAAGAUCAUCUUCUCCUACGUGGUGGUCUUCCUCGUCUGCUGGCUGCCCUACCACGUGGCGGUGCUGCUGGACAUCUUCUCGAUCCUGCACUACAUCCCUUUCACUUGCCGGCUGGAGCACGCCCUCUUCACAGCCCUGCACGUCACACAGUGCCUGUCGCUGGUGCACUGCUGCGUUAACCCUGUCCUCUACAGCUUCAUCAAUCGCAACUACAGGUACGAGCUGAUGAAGGCCUUCAUCUUCAAAUACUCAGCCAAAACCGGGCUCACCAAGCUCAUCGAUGCCUCCAGAGUCUCGGAAACGGAGUACUCUGCCUUGGAGCAGAGCACCAAAUGAUCUGCCCUGGAGAGGCUCUGGGACGGGGUUGCUUGUUUUUGAACAGGGUGAUGGGCCCUGUGGUUUUCUAGAGCAAAGCAAAGUAGCUUCGGGUCUUGAUGCUUGAGUAACGUGAAGAGGGGAGCACGUGCCCCCCGCAUCCAUUCUCUCUUUCUCUUGACGACGCGGCUGUCGUUUGGCUGUACGUGCUGACAGUUUUGCAACAGGCAGAGGUGUGUCGUACAGCAGUGCUGUGCAUCAGAGCCAGCUGAGGACGGGCUUGCCUGGACUUCUGUAAGAUAGGAUUUUCUGUGUUUUCUGAAUUUUUUAUAUGGUGAUUUGUAUUUAAAUUUUAAGACUUUAUUUUCUCACUAUUGGUGUACCUUAUAAAUGUAUUUGAAAGUUAAAUAUAUUUUAAAUAUUGUUUGGGAGGCAUAGUGCUGACAUAUAUUCAGAGUGUUGUAGUUUUAAGGUUAGCUUGACUUCAGUUUUGACUAAGGAUGACACUAAUUGUUAGCUGUUCUGAAAUUAUAUAUAUAUAUAUAUAUAUAAAUAUAUAUAAAUAUAUAAAUAUAUGCCAGUCUUGGCUGAAAUGUUUUAUUUACCAUAAUUUUAUAUCUGUGUGGUGUUUCGUACCGGCACGGGAUAUGGAACGAAAACUGCUCUGUAAUGCAGUUUGUGACGUUAAUAGUAUUGUAAAGUUACAUUUUAAAAAAACAAAAAACUGUUCUGGACUGCAAAUCUGUGCACACAACGAACAGUCGCAUUUCAGAGAGUUCUCUCCAUUUGUAAGUUAUUUUUUUUAAUAAAGAUUUUUGUUUCCUAAAAAUGCA